UUAGGGCCUACUGUAAAUGGCUGACGCCAUAACCGUUGUUUGUGCAUGAAUUCUGAAUGAAGGAGACAUUACCUUAGUUUACCUCCUAUCCCACGAGGCAAGCCUCUAUUGUCUACCCCUGAAGAUCAUAAGAUGAGUCUACGUUUUACCUUGUAGGAUUGACUGACACUAUAUGUGGGAGCUUUUGUGGCACAGUGUUUUAUGCCUCGCAGUAAAUACUUCGCGCCUGAUUACAUCGCUUAAAACUUUCAGGGCUUUGCCAGUAUGGAUGUACCUGUAUGCGUUUCUCUCGAAAAUCUCGUGAAGGGUAUUGAUGAUACGACUCUAGACAAGGCCUUUGGACCCGACUCCUUGGGAAUCAUUAUUAUUAAAGACCUUCCUGACUUUUUUUCGGAGCUUAGAUUGAAGGUGCUCAAGAGUGCGUCGAUCUUAGCCAACCAGCCGGAGCAUGUAUUGCAACUGUUAGAGAAUGAAGAGAGUAUAUGGCUAACCGGUUGGUCAUGCGGAAAAGAGAUCUUGGGGUCGGGAAAACCAGACUAUGGUAAGGGCUCUUUCUAUGUGAAUUGUGCCUUUCAUCAGCAGGAUGACUUGGAAGGACCAAGGCUUGAUUUGUGUGAAAGGUACCCUAACUAUAAGGCAUAUACCUCUCCUAAUAUCUGGCCUCCGCCCAACAGUGGACUAGAAACCUUCAAAGGUGACAUGAAAAAGCUAUGUAGCUUCAUCAUCAGCGUGGCAGAGAAAGUGGCAGUUAACUGUGACAACUACAUCUCCAAGAGAUUUGAAUUACCGCCAGAUUACCUUCAAAACAUCGUACACACUUCUACGUGCACCAAGGCGAGACUAUUGCACUAUUAUCCUGUCAAAACCCAGGACCUGCUGGAAAAUGAUGACGAUUGGUGUGGUGAGCAUUUGGACCACUCUUGCAUUACAGGCUUAACCUCAGCAUUGUUUAUCGAUGAGUCCCAAGGCCUAACCAAUGACUUGCCACAGAAUCCAGACCCAAUUUCAGGGUUGUACAUCCGAAAUAGACAUAACCAGGUGGUUAAGGUGAGCAUCCCAAAGGAUUGUAUUGCUUUCCAAACCGGGAGCGCUUUGCAAGAAGUAUCCAAGGGCAAUUUCAGAGCAGUUUCUCACUUUGUCAAAGGGACUAAUUUACCUAGCAUCGCCAGAAAUACUUUGGCAGUAUUUUGUCAGCCAGAUUUGGAUCAGAGAGUCAAUGAUAAAGAGACUUUUGCCGAUUUUGCAACUAGAAUUUUGGCAGAAAAUCAUUAGGUUACUAUUUAUUUAAGAGGAAUGAGAUGCGAAAAUCGAAUCUUAACCUCAACAUCUUCCAUAUUAUGUAUAACAAUACAAUACCGGUCAUUAAUGAUACG
Messenger RNA from Yamadazyma tenuis ATCC 10573, 1373 nucleotides. NCBI's taxonomy places the organism in Eukaryota, Fungi, Ascomycota, Pichiomycetes, Serinales, Debaryomycetaceae. The record is from RefSeq and is a predicted model, not a curated record.